GUUUAUUUUGAUGUCAGUAAUAUAAGUGUGUUGUUAGUGUGAAGCCUGAUUAUGGAGGCUUGGAAAAGUCACGUGCGAUCAGCACUGAUUUACAGGGACUGCAGACAGAAAGAGCCUUUCUAUGGACUCUUCACUAAAGUGUCUAGAUUAGAAGAAAUGUUAAGUCUGCACACAGAUGUGUUGGAAGAUUUGGAGAGAGGCAGAACACAGAGGAGUCUAAAUAAAAAUGGAGUAUUACAAUGCCUAGGUGAGGAGAAAAAUCCAUCCAUACUUUAUCUGCAGCUCAAAGAGGAAGAGCAAGUCAGAAAAAAGCUUGGCCAGAAAGUCUCAGACCUGACCAGUGAUCUUUACAUGAAGGAGGCAGAGCUGCAGUACUGUCACUCACAAAUAAGCCGUUACCGCAGUGAAGCUGUGCUUUUGGCUAGAGGAGCAUGUUGUGUUAAAAACGAGCUGUCUGAGUACGAGUUUCAAUUGGAAAGUCAGUCAAAGCUGUUGGCCGCAUUGCAAUUGGAGCAGAAGAAACUGAGGGAGGAGCUGGCUAUCGCUCAUCGGGAGAAAGAGGAGCUACUGGAACGCUGGUUAGAGGAGAAAAGAGAGGAGGCAGAGCGAAUUAAUAAGCACAAUGCUGCACUGGAAAGGUGGAGUAAUUACGCUGGUCGACUGAGCAGGCGUCUAUAUUCCAGGCCUCGUCAGCAACUAUGGCCGACUGCUAACCCCCAAGUUAUCCAAAGAGAACCAACUGAUCAUCCAUCGAACAAGAAUGACUAAUUACUUCUUUAAUUUUCUUUUAAACUCAAUUUACUAAAAAUU
Messenger RNA from Tachysurus fulvidraco (yellow catfish), 810 nucleotides. RefSeq lists its product as uncharacterized. Gene Ontology annotation, cellular component: autophagosome membrane. The record is from RefSeq and is a predicted model, not a curated record. The coding region runs from base 52 to 768 and encodes 238 amino acids. The transcript has 6 exons. NCBI's taxonomy places the organism in Eukaryota, Metazoa, Chordata, Actinopteri, Siluriformes, Bagridae. Gene Ontology annotation, biological process: negative stranded viral RNA replication; autophagosome assembly.